This is a messenger RNA of Musa acuminata AAA Group (dessert banana), 2380 nucleotides long. RefSeq lists its product as uncharacterized. The transcript is spliced from 3 exons. NCBI's taxonomy places the organism in Eukaryota, Viridiplantae, Streptophyta, Magnoliopsida, Zingiberales, Musaceae. The record is from RefSeq and is a predicted model, not a curated record. Gene Ontology annotation, molecular function: protein binding. Bases 246 to 2261 code for a protein of 671 amino acids.
AGCCAAUCGCAAAUUAGGAGAGAGAAAGAAAGAGAGAGAGAGAGAGAGAGAGGGGUUUCGCUCGUUCUCCAACUCCCAUUCCUUCGAAACCCUAGUUUUUGUUCCGACAACGAUCGAUCACGUCUUCCGACCUCCCCUUCGCUGCCGCCCCCGCCCUCAGAUAGAUUGCCUUGUCCCUCAGCAAGGAGCCAUGCAUCUUGCUAGUGCCAGCCUGCUAUUCUGCAAUCCACAACAGCAUACCACAAAUGAUGCACUAUAACAUGCCAUUAGCUGGCGGAUAUGCAAGUCCUUGUGUUGUAACCCAGCAUUACAUGCCACAUACAAUGAAAAUUACUGUAAUAAAAUCAUUAGAAAUGUCUCCAGCGUCCAAAUCUAAGUCGAAGGAUAAAUUGGCUGCAAAGGCUGCCAAGGAACAAGCCAAAGUCUCUUCGAAACCUUCUCUAGCUCCUAGCUAUGGGAAUGGUUCUUCUUCAAAUGCAUACAAUCCAGAUUCAGGGACAUUCCACACCUUUGAUACAAUGGCCUCUGGUUCAUUGCCGGCAGGCCAAUUGAAUGGUCAUUUUGGAACCAUAGAUGAAAUGGAGGAGCAUUCUGGUAGUAGUUCACUUGGUACAACAGGUGAGUUUGAUUCGAUGUCUAACCAUAAUGGCUACUCUGGUGAGUCCGAGGAUCAGAAGGAGAAAAGUACAACUAAUAAUGCAAUUCGCGUUGAAUCUGUACCUGGUUGUGAUACCGACAAGCGCGAGAAGAUUCGGCAGAAAAAUGAGAAGAAGCAUCAACGCCAGAAGGAGAGGCGAGCACAGGAACUACAUGAGCGUUGUUGUGGGUACCUCAUGUCUAGGAAACUAGAGAUGCUCUCCCAGAAACUUGUAGCAAUGGGUUUCUCUUCAGAACAGGCAACAAUGGCUCUUAUACAAAAUGAAGGGCGUGUCGAAGAAUCCAUUGCUUGGCUCCUUGAAGGGAAUGAAGAAAGCAAACAGCAGAUUGCCGCAAACAUAGACAGUAGUGUUAACUUGAAAAUAGACAUCACCGCAGAGCUUGCAGAGAUUUCAGACAUGGUGGUGAAGUUCAAGUGCACUAAGCAGGAGGUUGAAAGAGCUGUAGUUGCUUGUGAGGGUGACCUAGAAAAGGCCGAAGAGACUUUAAAGGCACAGAAGCAAGAGCCAAAAUCUUCUCCAUUGAAAUUGGAAGAAACAGGUGACUCUGCCACUGCAAGUGAUCUGGACAAUAAGAUUGCAAUACCUAUUCAGAAUGCAACUUCAAGACAUCAACAGAAGGGGCUGGCGUCAGUUGGCACUCAGCAGCAGAGAAGAGAUGAACGGGAUCCAAACUACCUCAAAACUGUGACAAAUGGAGAUGUAGAGUCCACAAGUAGGAAUUUGCAAUCUUUGAGAAGAGUACAGUCUAAGCCAGAUUGGGGAAGAACACAAGUGGCUGCUCCUGUGGAGAAAAAGUGGUCAAAUUUUAGUCCUACACCAUCCAUUUCAUACUCUUUGUCAUCCUUGCAGGUAGCCGCAUCUCCAACCACUCGGUCUGUGAUGGCAACCAGUGAAUCUAGGGCCAACAUGCCAUCGAUAAAACUGAGGGAACCGGUCAGUGUAAUGCAGCGUCCCCAGUCCGUCAAUGCCAAGCACAAUAUCACGUCCACAAGCCCCAGCAUUAGUGUAUCACCACCAGCUUCCACAGGAUGGUAUUCAAAUGGUAUUUCUAGCAUGGAGAUGAUGAUGGCAAAUGGGGGUCUGGGCCAUGGUCCACACUAUUUGGGUUUGAAUGGCUCCAGUGCCCAGCAAUUGGUUCCCCAGAGUCAUUUCCAAACUUCUUCUGGCUUCGAUGGUUCAUGGAACGCUGCUGGUUCUUCAUCAUCAUCGUCAUCGUCGCUUGUGGUGCCACCCUCACUUGGAAUCUUCACCGGGUGGGGUUCAUCUGGUUCCUCUUUUUCAUCACCAGCAGACUGGAGUUCUGGUGGAUCGACACCAUGUGACUACACCUCUAUAGACUGGAGCUUGGAUACAACUCUGUUGAGGCCAUCAACGAAGAGCGAUCGUCUAUCUGCUACGUGGUCUACCAUGUUUAUGGGUGGCAGAGCUGCGAGGCCAGGCAUGGACGCCACAGGUGGCAUCUACGUACCAGGGAUGCACGAUGACGGCCUCUCAACGGACUCCUCGUACUUGUCUGGAUCACUCGAGUGGUCAUCCCCUUUUGCAGGGAGGGAUCUGUUCAGUGUUCCAAGACGGUUUGUCACUAAUUCUUCUUCCCUCUAGGAAGUUUAGCUGUAAGAUGUUGAGGAAAAUGGACAUGGUUUGAUUUGCAGCAGCAGCAGCUGCUGGCUCUUGAUGCUCCUGGUUGAAAAAAGUUGCAUUGCUUUCUUGGUUGGUUCCAA